AUGUCUCGCGUCAUACUUGGACCCCUGCACGCCAAGACAGUGGUCCUGACCGGAGGGGCAGUCAUCACGGCCUUGACAGGCAAACAAUACGCCUCACCCCAUGGAGACCCCGGAACAGUCAUUGAAGCAACGAAGAACUUCAAAGACUUACAGAACUUGCAAACAGAUGGCUUUUUUGAUCCCAUUGCUGGCGAAAAACCAGGGUGGCCGGAUAUGCUGGUGGCCAUCCCAACCACCCUCCUCUCUGUACUACCUGAAAGACACUGCUCCUUUUACUCUCUAGGGCUGGGGUCUGAGUGGCGUGGGACUUCUCGCCGGCGUGACCCUGAACAGGGUGGCGGCGAAGGAAGUCUCAGCCGCCCCGUGAAAAAGCGCUUCAAGGCAACCAUGAUGGCGGUAAUAUCCGUUCCCUCUCUGUGCCUUAGCCUUGUCGGAAAUAUGGUUCAUGAAGCGGGCAGAAAGUAUGAUUGGCUGAUUGUCAACGCGUAUAUCGGAACGGCUGCUGGGCACGACGCGAGCUGGGGAGGUGCUGUUGCCCGGUGGACCGACGAGUUUGAAAACGCUUUGAUGUAUCUCGGCUUACCAGUGGGCUCAGUCUGUACCUUGAUCAGGUACUAUUGCUUCGCGACCGACCUCAUGCAUGACGCGUUGCUGGGGCGAGAAUUGUACUGUGGUCUUUUGGUCCGGGGAACGGCGGUAUUCUUUUGA
Aspergillus brunneoviolaceus CBS 621.78 is the source of this 708-nucleotide messenger RNA. RefSeq lists its product as uncharacterized. The transcript is spliced from 2 exons. The record is from RefSeq and is a predicted model, not a curated record. Bases 1 to 708 code for a protein of 235 amino acids. NCBI's taxonomy places the organism in Eukaryota, Fungi, Ascomycota, Eurotiomycetes, Eurotiales, Aspergillaceae.